Molecule: messenger RNA, 2644 nt
Organism: Amoebophrya sp. A25
Lineage: Eukaryota; Dinophyceae; Syndiniales; Amoebophryaceae
Source: the annotation of a GenBank genome assembly
CAGACUUGGUGUUCCAAUAACAUGAAAAGAACACGACAGACUUGGUGUUGCACCUGUUCAUCUUUUUUUUCCAUUCCUAUUCUUGGGUUCUGCCUUGAUACUGAUACAUAGUGCAAACGUACAAUGAGAAUGAUGUCUUUGCCUCUGCUAGUACGAACAAAGUGGCUUCGCCACCUUUGGUAUUCGAGGACUCUGGUGGGAGUAUCGUUUUCGUCGUCGUCAUGCGCAGGAGAAAAAAAUAGCCAACAAGUGGAGAUAAAUUACAGCGGAAAGGGAGGCAUAGCUCAGAUUUUGGACGAGUCAGAUUCUUCAAGAGAAUCGGUUACAGAACAAGGAGAAGGUGAGCCAGGAGCAGGGCAAGAUCCUGGACACGACGAAGACGAACGCGAGCAGCAGGAAGACGAGGAUCAAGACCUUACUAGAGGACCCUCACCAAGUUCAGGGGAAAGAAGUCCUCGUCACGGAGGUGCCACUUCGUUACGAUUGAUAAAGGAGGUGAUGCAUAGUUCUAGUGAGGCGUUGCACUUGGUUUCUAUUGACGAGUGGCUUCCCAGCCUGAAGCCUGAGGAAGUGAACAUUUGGAGCACUGAUUUUGGAAAUUUGGUAGGUGGUCUAUUUCCGGAGACUCCCAGACCGGAAAUUGAGGUCGCAAAUCGUUACAACGAAGUUCGACGACGAGCUGUUCUUCCGCUGUUGCGCCAAAUACUGCACCUCUUUCGCGAAGACACUCCUCUGGUGUACGAAAAUCCAGACACGAGAACGACAGAAAAUAACAAUGAUGAAGGACAGGAAGCUGAAGAAGACACAACACCAAGAAGUAGUGUUAUUGGGGCUAAAGUAGUUGACCAACUCAAACUUCAGGAGUACUCAGUUGUGAGCACCAGUAUGCCGUGGCCGCAGCCGCAGUCAGAUGCUGCCAGCGCGGCCGUGGCUGGUCAGAGGUUGCACGAACACGACCACAAGCAGCUUUUCCCACUGAUUCCCGCGGUCCUUUCGCAAUUAGUCAGCGAAACGCGCGGCAGCUGCUUCGACAUGCUGCUUGCCCUUGAGUGGAUCAUUACCAACCUCUUUCGCUAUCACAUCGAGCUCACGCGCAAGGAACUCGAUCUGGACGUACAGGCUGUGUCUCGGAAUUGUCACCGCGCUUUCCUCGACAACACUCUCAUCAACGAAUACAAUGAGGUUGCGGGAAUGGAACUCUUCUUCUUUCGCGCCUCUCGCAUGGUGCGCAUCAUGGAGACCUACCUACAUCUUCUUCUUGCCGUGGUGAUGCUGCAACCGCACUGUUUCAAUCAGGAGACCCGGUUGACUAUUUGCAGACUGCUUACUGAAGAUGUGCGGCGGGCCAGACGGAAGUGGAACAAGAUGGAGUUUGUGAUCACGUGGAAGAAUCUCUAUCACACUGCGGAUGCCUACCGCUUGAAAACGCACGUGGAGAACAUCCUAGAAACGGGUGUUUACGACAUUUUCGAUAUCUUCCUGAAAAUACAGCGAUCCGCACUGCGUGCGGUGCUUGAUCAGCGACCAGCCGCACUUGCAAAUCGGAGAGGCGCAAACACAGAUCAUCGAGAAAUCGGUCACGAUUGGACUCCAGUGGAAACUACAGGAGGAUUCAUCGAUUUCCUCUACCUCUACCGAACAGCAUUCGACGGUUGGGUGAUUGAUCGGGAUCUCGUGCGUGCCGUGAUCAAACUUUUUGCUGGGAAGUUUGAUUCUCUGCUUGAUGUUGGAGCGGGCGGGGGUCAGUACAGUCAGCUGCUUGAACUGGGCUUUUCCCAGGUGGUCGCAGUGGACGCGAGCUCUAUUGCAGCUGAAGUCACCGAUGGUAGAGUGCAGUUUGCUGAUCUGGCUAGCGACCAUAUGCCACAACGAAUAGCAGAAAUUGUUAGUGCGAAGACCACGGGUCAGAAGGACAACGGUAGUUCUCGAGGAGAAGACGAUAGCGACGAGAAAGCAAAGCCUGACAUUGGUGACGCGCUGAGUAAUGCAGGGCAAGCAGAAGUGAUGGAGACCCCGCAGUUUAAUGUUGUCUUUUGCAUAGAAGUCGCAGAGCACGUAGCAAAGGAGAGCGAAGAUGCACUGCUGGCAAACCUGCACGCCUUGACGGAACACUUCCUCGUCCUUUCGUGGAGCAAUGACAGGGACAAUGACUACCACGUGAAUCCGCUCCCGCCCGACAGGGUCGUGGCCAAAGUGGAGGCGAUGGGUUUUCGCUUAGACAACAGCAAAACAACAUUGCUGAAGGAAAAAAGUUCAGUAUCGUGGAUAAAACAGAACGUGAUGGUUUUUGAAAAGGUUUCGUAAGACACGUGAUGAGAGAUCAACGUUGAACUUCAUGAGGUAUCUGCUUGAGCAGAAAUCCAGUGAUACGCAGUCAUCGGAAGUAUGCGAAUGUCAACGCAUCUCCUUCCAGCGUUUCAACGCAUGCAUGCUACAGAUACGUUAAACUUUUUUCAGGCGUCGCAGCGUUCUGUGCAGACAUUCUUGUAUCAGCGACAUGAGCUCUUACCUGAUGCAGUCGCGUCUGUCUUCACUUCCGACUACUGUUCCUCUCGAUCAACAAUUCUUUCCAUGUCCUGCUGACCCUUAGUUACCGAUGAUUCUUUCACAGACACUGCGACUUGCUGCGGAUUUUGUCGCUCCC